Messenger RNA from Acaulospora morrowiae, 273 nucleotides. The record is from the annotation of a GenBank genome assembly. Lineage: Eukaryota; Fungi; Glomeromycota; Glomeromycetes; Diversisporales; Acaulosporaceae.
AUGCCGACCUACUACUGUCCCCAUUGCUUUCCCAAACUAGGGAUUGGUGUUUUAAAAGCAGAGCGUAGAGACAUCGGUCCAAUUCAGACAGAUGAACCUGCCGAAGACUGCACGACGGAUCGGGAUACUCGCUACAAGUAUGCUGAUCGAGUAGUGCCUACUAAUCCUUUUAAACCCACCCGAAGCACGGAUAAGCCUACAAGCCGCCCGUGCACACCUUACGGCUUUCAUCGACAUGUGUCUUUCAGCAAUAGAUUGGCAAGGUCACUCUAA